Messenger RNA from Hylaeus anthracinus, 777 nucleotides. It is a transcript of the gene Roc1a, whose product is annotated as RING-box protein 1A. The coding region runs from base 1 to 417 and encodes 138 amino acids. Gene Ontology annotation, molecular function: ubiquitin protein ligase activity; zinc ion binding; cullin family protein binding. The transcript has 5 exons. Gene Ontology annotation, cellular component: nucleus; cullin-RING ubiquitin ligase complex. NCBI's taxonomy places the organism in Eukaryota, Metazoa, Arthropoda, Insecta, Hymenoptera, Colletidae. Gene Ontology annotation, biological process: protein ubiquitination; ubiquitin-dependent protein catabolic process. The record is from RefSeq and is a predicted model, not a curated record.
AUGGUGCGUCGUACUUGUACUUUCAAUCUCUUACACGAGAUGUCAGUUGGUUGCCAUCAACAUCAAAUUCUAAACAUGGCGUCGGCAAUGGAUAUCGACGAUGAAGAAAGUGAUUUACCAACUUCUAGUAGCAGUAAAGGAGAGAAAAAACGUUUUGAAGUUAAAAAGUGGAACGCUGUGGCUCUUUGGGCAUGGGAUAUCGUGGUAGACAAUUGUGCUAUCUGUCGUAAUCACAUAAUGGAUUUAUGUAUAGAGUGUCAAGCAAAUCAAGCAUCAGCUACUAGCGAAGAAUGUACCGUAGCUUGGGGUGUAUGCAAUCAUGCAUUCCAUUUCCAUUGCAUCUCACGUUGGUUGAAGACUCGACAAGUUUGUCCACUAGACAACCGGGAGUGGGAGUUUCAAAAAUAUGGACAUUAGCAAAAUGUGUUCAACUGCAACAAACAUCGGAACCUUCAAGAAUGUCAAAGCCGACGCAAGUUUAAUUAUGUGCGAACAACAAUUAACAAUUUGGUGUUAUAUUGGAGCAGAAAAUCUGUAGCAAGCUACGAGUGUCAGCAUCAAAACGAGAGAACUGAAAAUUUGUUUUAAACGCAAAGUUUUUAGAAUGCUACCGCACGAGCAUCAAGUUUAUACUGCGACAUAUAUUCAGUUUGAAAUGAAGACCUAAAAAUAGGAGCUAUCGAACCUUUCUUAUUCUGUCGGUUACACAUUAUGUGACAAUGUAACUUAUAGUCGUAAGUGCUUGAAUAAAUAAAAACCAUAAAAUAUGCAACAUUA